Molecule: messenger RNA, 3029 nt
Organism: Gadus morhua (Atlantic cod)
Lineage: Eukaryota; Metazoa; Chordata; Actinopteri; Gadiformes; Gadidae
Exons: 3
Coding region: 489-2210 (573 amino acids)
Molecular function (GO): GTP binding
Source: RefSeq, a predicted model, not a curated record
AGGAAACGAUAUAAAACAUGGCCAGGUCAAAUUAAAAGAGUUGUUUCCUUAUGGAGGGGAUAUUCUUUCAAGACAACAGUAAUUUAGAUAAGAAGAUAUUAUUACAUGGUUUAUAGAUCCAGAGAAUCUACAGCUUUAAGAGGGGCGGUAGAGAGACGGAGCUCACAUGCUUCCUGCUCUCAGGAGACACAGUCGGGACAUCAAAGGUCUACCAGGAGGUGUUCUGGCCUCUGUGUUAAAGGCUGAACCUGGACCUGGUCCAGACCGAUACAACCAGAUCAAACCAGGAAUAUUUAUACGAGAAUCUCUCUUCAAAUCAACAAAGAAGCAGUCAGAUCUCUUCUGAUCGAACCUGGUUAGCCAGUCAGGAAAGCCAGGAAACUGAUUGUUGGCUUUCAGGCUUCCUCCUGUUAUCUUCUCCAAUCCUUAGAAAAUCGUACAACUGUUUGAUUCGUCAGAAUUCUGAGAAGUUAACAAAUUGGGCUACAAUGAUAAAUACUUUGAAAGAAAAGUUUAGUUGGCCCCCCCCUAAGCGGUUGGCAGAAGCUGUUAAGAAUGAAGGCAGGAAGACUAAAGGACCUUCAGGUACUCUGGACAUUUACACUCUUCCUCUGAAAGCCCAGCCCAUGAAUGUAGAGGGAUGCAAGCACUUCAUAUUUGGAAAAGACUCUGUGAAAAAGAACCGCACCAUCAUGGUUCUAGGAGCCACUGGGGCGGGCAAGUCCACCCUGGUCAACAGGAUAAUCAACUACAUCUUGGGGGUCACAUGGGAAGAUACCUUUAGAUUCAAGUUGGUAGACGAAGGCACGGCCAAGUCUCAGGCUCACAGCCAGACCUCUGAAGUCACCGUGUACAAGCUCAACCACCGAGAGGGCUUCCAGAUCGACUACUCCCUGACUAUUGUGGACACGCCGGGUUUUGGAGACACGGGGGGCAUAGUGAAAGACAGGAUGAUUAUAAGUCAGCUUCAAAGGCUUUUCUCAGCUGAACAUGGAGUCAGCGACAUCGAUGCCAUCUGCUUCGUGGCCCAAGCGUCUCUAGCUCGGCUUACACCAACACAGAAAUACAUCUUUGACUCAGUGCUCUCCAUAUUUGGCAAAGAUGUGGCAGAGAACAUCCGGAUUUUAGUGACAUUUGCAGAUGGCCAACUCCCUUCGGUUCUCCAGGCCAUCAAAGAAUCUGAGGUCCCCUGUCCUAAAGAGAAAGAUGGUUUACCAAUUCACUUCAAAUUCAAUAACUCUGCCUUGUUUGCUGACAAUAAGGUAACCGGUGCGAACAACACAGGUGAUGACAAUGAUGAUGAUGAUGAUGAUGAUGAAGAAGAAGGCUUUGAGCAAAAGUUUUGGGCCAUGGGAACCAGAAGCAUGAAAAAAUUAUUUUCUGCUCUGAAUGCUAUUAAUACCAAGAGUUUGACCUUAACCAAGGAGGUGCUCAGACAGAGAGCUCAGCUGGAGAACUCCAUUGAGAAUCUCCAGAUUAAACUGAAAUUGGGCUUAACUAAACUUGGGGAGAUUGACCAAGAAUGUACAAUUCUCCAAAAACAAGAGAUGGCGAUCACAGCCAACGAGGCAUUUGAGUAUGAGGUCAGCGUAACAAGGCUUGUUAAAGUGAAAGCCAAAGAAUCAUCACUUAACUGUGAGAAAUGUAAUGUCACUUGCCACAAAUCAUGCAAGGUACAAUUUGGUGCCAUGUAUUAUUGUGAGGUCUUUAACUGGAGGGGUAACUGCGUUGAAUGCAAAAGCAAGUGCCCUCUAUCGGCGCAUGUCCGUGAGGGUUUCUACUGGGGUUCCGAGACUGUGAAGGAGAAACGAACCUUCAAGGAGCUAAAAGAAAAGUAUGAGAUGGCCUCUAAGGCAGCAAUGUCCAUUGCCGACAUCAUCAAACAGAUGGAGCUGGAGUACGCCCGCCUACACGAGGAGGUGGUCAGGCUGAUGGAGCGCUCAGCCCAGUGUCUCAACACCCUGAAGGAGAUCGCUCUGAAGCCCGAUCCACUGUCAAUGCCUGAAUACAUCGACGUGCUGAUAGAGGCAGAGAAGUCAGAGGCCAAACCUGGCUACCUGGAGCGCAUCAAUAAACUCAUGGAGCUGAAGAAAAAGGCCAUUACCACUGGGAAGGUUGCUAGUGGGGCCACGGUAGUCGCGAUGUGGGGGCAGGAAAGUCCAGCGGCUAGUACCUCUCCCAGCGCCAAAGGGACUGGGUCCAUUCAAUAACAUGUGCUUUACAUAUCAAAGCUUUUGAUUUGAUUUAAUCAAAUGAGAGUGAGAAUUAACAUGGUAAUGCAAUUUAUAGAAAUUAGACAUGUUUAUAAAAUAAAGUUACACUUUUUUCUGUUAUUGGGUCCCCAAUUGGCAUAGUAAAAUGCAUAAAAACGCUGAUAUGUGAAUUCAUAUUCCUAAUUAACAGAGGAUUGUUUGUUCAGCUCAGUUUCUGUGUGAGGAGCCCUCCACCCCUUUCCUCACUCGUAAACCUUGACCUGACCACUGCGAUAACAUUGAGUGUGACCCAAUCAGUCUUGAUUGCGAUGUUUAAAUUAGAAGAUAUGGAGUUUAUUACCCUUAUUUGGAUUUUGUCUCUGUUGUUUUGUGUAUUUUAUAAGCUUGGCCGCUCUCCCGACUCCAGCUGAAACACUGAGUGUAUUGACUCAAUGCUUCUUUGUUCUAAUUUUAAGGACUUAAAAUGAAUUGUUCAAAUUCAGGUGCUGAUGAAUUUAAGACACGUAUCAGCACAUUGGAUUAUAGCUGUGAUGUACUUGUGAUACAUGCAUUCAUUUUUAUUUUGGUUUGUUCGUUUGUUGUGUUCUUUAUCAUUAGUUUGUAAAUGAAGAUUUUAUGGCAAUUCAUGAUGCAUUCUUUAUAAGUUUUGGUCUCGGGUAGAGACAUAUUUCUCCCUUGGGUCUCGAAGUGAGAGGUUUUGCAACCCCUGUAUUAGAGGACAAGAACAAAGGCUCUAAAGAAUAUAUUUCAUGAAGUAUAAUCAUGUUUGACACAUUCCUGUUACCUAAAAGAGAAUAAAGGAUGAAUACAAUUAUC